AUGUUUAUUGUCAAUCGAGAAUGACAACCGCUCGAUUUCGUUCUUCUCUUUCAUUGAAUCAAAUGACCCGCAUUUUAUUAACUUUUUAAUCAUCCUCGACUUAUCUACCGUCGGUAAUGUCGUUUAAAAACAUCUCCCGUACCGUAUUUAUAUGACUUGAAUCUAACGCCAAAUAAUCAACGGCAUACAUAUAUGACAUACACACACACACACAUAUGUACAUAUGUAUAUAUGUGUACAAUACGACAAAUCUUUCAUCCGUCAUGUCAACUACAAACGUUGUUAUUGACUCGACAAAAUUUAUGGCUUUCUAAUAAAAUCAACAAUCAAAUUUUCCAUCGAAUCUUUCGAAUUGAUCAAACCAUUAUGGCGACAUUACAUAAAACUGACCGAAAUGGAUCUAUUACGGAAUCGUUCCAAUGCAAAUGUACUAAGUCCGAAACGAAAAUGGAUAGACAAUCGAAACCGUAUCUCGAAAAAAUCGCUGCAAGUAUAGAAGAACGUCAUUGCGAUUUAACGGGACGUCACAGAUAUCUCCGAGAAAAAAUCACGACGAUGGAGAGAUCAAUACCGGCCCUUAUGGCGUACAACAUGUGGAAAUCUGGGAAGACCUGCGACGAUGCUCCAUUUUGCAAAAUUCGCGAAAUCAUGAAGAAGCUGUCGCCCGAUUUAGACCCUACCGAAAAGCUACUUCGUAAUUUGAAGAGCACUGUCAAGGAUCUCAAUACGGAGACGACGGAGUUGCACGAUAAAAUUAUCGAUGCCGAUGUUAAAUUGGAAGAAGCGGAUAUAGAGUUGGAAUCCCUCGAAUUGGCGAAUAAGGAAAUGAACGAUCAAGCUGACAAAAUUGAAAAAGAAAUUCGUAAUUAUGAAGGUGCGAGUUUACAUUCGAUUCAUUCAGACGAUGUCGUUUGUUUGACCAAGAUACAUCAACUAGCUAAGGACGAAUUAGAAUUGAAAAAUUGCAUAACGCAAUUGGAAGAAAAAGAAAUCCUGUACGUGGAACAAUUGGAUCGUUUGCUUGCUUCCAGAGAAUUUCAAACUAUUUCCGGUAAUAACAAAAUGCUUAAACGCAUUCAAGAUCUGGAAAAUAAUGAGAAGAAGAUGUAUUGCGCGUUACAAUUUUAUAAGAACAAUGUACAACAAUUAAAGAAGGAACUCGUGCGAAAAAAGAGCGAUAAUAAUAUAGAUACGACAAAGGGUGUUACAAAUCCAAAACAAGUACGAGAUAAAGCACAGAAGAUUGAAGAAAAGGAAAUAGAUCCUUCAAAGACAUCGAAAAAUCGAAACGAGAUUUCGAAUGAAGAAACUGAUCAACUGAAAAAAGAAUCAAAAUUAUGUAUUUGUUUGAAAAAGUUCAAUCACAAAAUCGGUCCGACGAGUCUAAAAUUGACAAAGUCUUCAACGAAAAUGUGUCCUAACGUACGUUCAUUAAAAUCUAAUUAUGCUCGGAAAAAUCCUUGCUCGGUUAAUCUUCCUUGUGACCUUCCUCCCUGUGCUGUAUUAUCAAGUACGUUUCUAUUUCCUAGUUUAUAUAUAAAUAUAUAAGAAAAAA
Messenger RNA from Vespula vulgaris, 1555 nucleotides. RefSeq lists its product as uncharacterized. Bases 193 to 1548 code for a protein of 451 amino acids. The transcript has 6 exons. Lineage: Eukaryota; Metazoa; Arthropoda; Insecta; Hymenoptera; Vespidae. The record is from RefSeq and is a predicted model, not a curated record.